UUCUUGGUUAUGAACUUUGCAUCUAGAUUGGGGAAAACUGUAAACUAGGUCACAGAAAUUGUUGUUUACUGAUUUCUUUUUCAAAUAUGCAGUGAGAGGGUAAUGAAUCUUACAUUCACUAGGACAGAGAUUUGGUGCACAUGGGCACCAGUGAUCUCGUUUUUUCUAAAAAAAUAAAAAUAAUAGUUUUGAGUUGUAAAAAAUUCUGGAAAAAAAAUCCACACAUAGUCAAUGAUGUAUCCCACAAACGGGCAAAAAAAAUCAAUUUCAAAUACUUAAUAUUUUGACCUACACAAAAAUGACAAAAUUGUAGAUCUGAGUAGUCAUUUUCAAAUCUCCCAAACAUAUCAGAAUUUGUUAUUUUUGUCCAGGUUAAAAUAAAAAGAAUUUCGGAUUGGGAUUUUCCAUGAUUGUGGGAUGUAUCAAUGGUAAUCUACAUAAUUAUUUUCAUGAUUUUUUAUAACUUGUAAAAAUAUUUUUAAUUUUUUUUAACUGAGCGAGAGCACUGGAGCUCUUGAGCUAAAAGCACUUUUCGUGCUACUUUGAUCCCUACAAUAAACUCAGAUCUUUCAAGGCCGGUGAUGUUUGUGAAAUGCUUCGCCCCGCCCCAGAGAUUUUGUUCAAGGUCCGCCACACUGCCAACAAGUACUAUUUACCUCACGCUCCCAUUGUCCCCAAGUAGUAGCAGCUCUUCUUCCUCCUUCCCCUCAUCCCCAGUCAGUACUAGUGGGAAGCAACGAUGGAGAACUGCAGCAAGAAGCCGAGGCUUGUUCUUACACCCAAUGGACAGUUGAAGCAAGAAGCAGCGGAUCAUGAAACCAGCAGAGAGGUUGUGGUGGACGACGCCACCCUGCCGGUAACCAACAUGGCCAUCAUGAUUGAUAAGACCAUGUAUGACUGCCCACUCUGCUAUCGGCCCUUGAGGCCUCCUGUGUUGAAGUGCCGAGCCGGACACGGUGCGUGCGGCAGCUGCUCUGAAAACCACGCUCGCAAGUGCCAUUUGUGCGCGGACGGCGCCGAGUACGAGCACAUCCACUGGUUGGACUCCUAUGUCAUGGCGGCCAAGGUUCCGUGCCCAAACGAGCCAUUUGGCUGCCGGACCUUGGUGCCCUACUGCUUGGUUGAUGACCAUCUGCUGGAGUGCUGGCACGCUCCUUGCUACUGCCCUGAGCCUGGCUGCACCUUCCCUGGCUCGCCGCUGAUGCUCUACGACCACCUCAAGGUGCACCACGACUGGCUCAUCACAUCCAUCGCCUUCGACAAGAAACUCGAUUUGGAGAUAGAUGAAGCGGAGCGGCGCCGUCUACUGGCUACGGAAAACGGGGAGCACUUGUUCCUCCUGGUCAUCACUGAGAGGGUCGGCGGAGGGUGCGAAGUCAGGCUCGUGCGUGUCUGUGGCAAGGAUGCAGGCCCAUGGGGGUACUGGUACAAGGUGUGGACGAAUGCGCCAAUGGACCCAUGGUACAGGGACAGGAAACCAAUUCUGAUGUUGGAGGACAGGGUGAGGAGCUGCGCGGUGCCCUCAGAGGAGGCGGCCAUGGAGGUGGGCACCAGGUACUUGUCUGUGCAGCUCCCCGACAUGCACCCGAGAGGAGGGUUUGCUCUCCGCGUCCGCAUCACGAGGUACCAGCUCCAAACAGCUGAUGGCGCUUCUGCUCCUGCUUAUCCAGUCUCGGCCGGGGCUGAUUAAUAAUUCAGCGGGAAAAAGUGUACCACCUAGCAGAAAUAUGCUAAAAUCGAGUUGUUGGGUGAUUGGAUUGUAAAUAUCGGAGAUUUGUUGAGAUUAUUAGUACUCCCACCGUCCCUAAAAAAGCUGCUCAACUUUGUCUAGAAUUUAAUGUAUAUAGACAAAGUUGAGCAGCUUUUAUAGGGAUGGUUGGAGUACUUCUACUUCGGUUGUUCAUGUUAUGUGCCUGUCUUUUUUAAUGAUGUAUUUUGAAAAUCAUCAAGUUGAAUGCAUUAAAUUGAAUUUUGUUAGCAACACUGAGGUGUUGUCCUUGGAGCUA
Lolium perenne is the source of this 2006-nucleotide messenger RNA. RefSeq names its product E3 ubiquitin-protein ligase SINA-like 10. The record is from RefSeq and is a predicted model, not a curated record. NCBI's taxonomy places the organism in Eukaryota, Viridiplantae, Streptophyta, Magnoliopsida, Poales, Poaceae. Gene Ontology annotation, molecular function: zinc ion binding.